AUGGAUACUGACACCGAGAUGGACAGUUACACUUUCCUAGCUAAGAGCUUGUUUGAUUCAAACGAUUUGAAAGCAAAAAGGCAUGAAAAGUAUGUCAUGGCAUAUGAAAUCCUACAGCUCCCACAACUUACCCUAGCCGACACGAUCGCCGACGUCUCUCCGUUCAUCCCAAUCGUCCUCUAUCUCUCCAAGCAUAAAUUUUACCAUUGGUGCCACCUCUUUCAUGUUCAUCUCGGUCGCUGCGGUCUCCACGAUCACAUCAACCUCGUCUCGACAUCAUGGCCCACCGAUCCACACUGGGUCAAGGAUGACCUCACCGUCAUUCAAUGGAUCUACACCAGGAUUUCCACCGAGCUCUUCAACCUGGUCUCCACCGACAACGCCACGGCUGCCCAACUAUGGGUCGCUCUUCAGCAGUUCUUUCAGGACAACUCCGACUCGCGCGUCAACGCUCUUCACAUCGAGCUCCGCACCAGCACUCAAGGCGACUCCCCCGUCACCGUCUUCUGCCAACGCAUCAAGGCCAUCGGUGACGAACUUCGGGAACUCGGUGAUCACGUCGACGACCGCACCCUUAUCAACGCCCUUCUUGUUGGUCUCAGCGAUAAAUUUGAGAAGCAAGUCGCCUUCAUCCCGCUGCUGAAACCUUACCCAACUUUCGCUGAAGUGUGA
Messenger RNA from Lolium perenne, 672 nucleotides. RefSeq lists its product as uncharacterized. NCBI's taxonomy places the organism in Eukaryota, Viridiplantae, Streptophyta, Magnoliopsida, Poales, Poaceae. The record is from RefSeq and is a predicted model, not a curated record.